AUGGCGAAUACACCCAUUUUUGGCGCUCCUGAUGACUGGUCCAUGUUGAUGUCUAGUCAUGACAUUGCCCACCAGACGUUGCCAAUUAAUGAUUAUCGCGCUCUCUAUGGCAGUUUUGAACAGCAAGACAUGAUUUGUUCGUAUCUUGUUACCAACCACGACACCCAUGUCAAUAAUGCGCAUGUUGCCUCUUUUGGACAUGAGUCUUGGCCCAACACCGAUUUCAUGGCCGAGGCUUCCCUGUCCUACAGUUGCCAGGCUGACCAUGCAGAGACCAGUCUUUCUCAUUCCUUUGGCGACAGCGGUAUCACCUGCGCUCACUACGGUCCUCCCAUGGACAAUAACCCCAACUACCCAAUUUCCAUUUCCUUGACCCCAGCGGACGACGUGACGGACGUUAAGCACCACGACAUUGCUCAGCCAGGGUACCAGUUCGCUCACAACUCGACUGCGAAGCUGGGUCUGGAGUACUUUGAUUUGCCCCCCAUGGUAUCUGUGGCGGCCUGCCACAGUUACAAUUCCGACGAGCACAAUUUCUUUUCCUCCAAUGCCGCCAUGGAUUGGAAGCACAUCCGAUCCCAGCAUGUCAGACCACUUUUCUGCAUCUUCCACUAUGCCGGCUGUAUGCUUCGCUUCGCGUCGAAAAAUGAGUGGAAGCGCCACAUUCUUUACCAACAUCUCAAUCUUCAGUACUGGGUCUGCACUGAAGGCACCUGUGGGCGAAAGGAGCGCUCACAAACCGAAACGUGUGCUCUUCCCAUGCCAACUCGCGGCUCCAUCUUUAAUCGGAAGGAUCUGUACACGCAGCAUAUCCGUCGCAUGCAUCUCGUGCAUGGCGAAGCCGAUACCAAAGCUCGCAUGCGUCAGCUGCAGGUCAAGGCUGCACGCACGCGCUGCACUCUGCCAGACUUUAUGCUCUGCCCUGUGCCCGAAUGCCCGUCCAAGUUCGUCGACUCCAACGCCUGGGACAAUUGGAUGGAGCAUGUCGCUGCUCAUAUGCAGCGCGGCGCUGCUGGUGAACAUGUCCUUGUUGGGUUUGGCGGUCCUGAGAAUUGGACCUUGACCAACUGGGCUGCAAGCGAGGCCGUCGCCAUCACCCGCCAGACCUCGGCUGGUACUUGGACGCUGCGUAGGCCAAUCCACGGAAGGGGAGCCUGCAAAAUGGACGUCUGA
This is a messenger RNA of Cordyceps militaris CM01, 1173 nucleotides long. Its product is annotated as C2H2 finger domain protein, putative. The record is from RefSeq and is a predicted model, not a curated record. Gene Ontology annotation, molecular function: DNA-binding transcription factor activity. The transcript has a single exon. Lineage: Eukaryota; Fungi; Ascomycota; Sordariomycetes; Hypocreales; Cordycipitaceae. The coding region runs from base 1 to 1173 and encodes 390 amino acids.